AGCAGCCCCGGCUUCGAAGAUGCUGCGAGCUGAGCACGGCACCUCACUGCACCCCGCGCCGCCUUGAAGAUGAACCUGUCUCUGAUCGACCCCUUUGUCCUCGCACAGGACUGCCCCGAUGUCAUCACCGGCCGUCUACGCAGCGGUCACUCCACAUCCAUUCGCUUCAGCCACCGCGGCGACCUGCUUGCCUCUGGACGUCAUGACGGUAUAGUAGUCAUCUUCGACAUCGAGACCAAUGGCGUCGCCCGCAAACUGCGCGGCCACACGCGCCAGGUGCAGUCGCUGAGCUGGUCCACCAACGAUCGCUAUCUCCUCAGCGCUGGGCAGGACUGGAAGUGUGUGCUCUGGGACCUGCAAGAUGGCUCUAGAGUGCGCACUGUCCGCUUCGAGGCUGCCAUCUUCAUCGCCGAGCUGCACCCCAAGAACCACAUGCUCUUCGUCGCCGCCCUCUUCGAGGACCAGCCUGUCAUUGUCGACAUGACGGAACAAGUGCCCGUCAAGCACCAGAUCCCAUCGGCGCCCCGCCGCUCCCAGGUCGAGCGCGAGAACGCAACAGAGAAGCAGAAUGCGCAAGAUGCCAAGCAAACAACGACGAUGACUCUCUUUACGCCCUCUGGAAAACACGUCAUUGCCGGAACGAACAAAGGGUGGAUGAACAUCAUCGACACAGAAACACACGAGGUCAAGUACUCAUUCAGAGUUACCAACAACAUUAUCGUGUACAUUCGUUUGACUCCUUCUGGGCGCAACAUUGUGGUCAAUGCAAGCGAUAGGAUAGUACGGACGCUGCAUCUCCCCGACUUCAGCGAUCCCAAACUCGACUUCGACACGCUUCAGCUCGAGGUUGAACACAGGUUCCAGGAUCUGGUGCAGAGAUUAUCCUGGAACCAUGUCUCAUUCAGCCCGUCCGGCGAAUAUGUUACAGCUUCCACUUGGAUGAACCAUCAUAUAUACGUUUGGGAACGAGGGCAAGGCAGUUUGGUCAAGAUUCUGGAAGGCACAAAGGAAGAGCUGUCAGUUGUGGAGUGGCAUCCCUCCCGACCGUUCGUCGCGGCGGUUGGUGUCGACUCUGGGCGUGUCUGGCUUUGGUCUAUACUGCAGCCUCAGCGUUGGUCUGCGCUAGCACCAGACUUCGUUGAAGUUGAAGAGAACGUCGAGUACAUCGAGCGUGAAGACGAGUUCGACAUUCAGCCACUCGAAGAAUUACACAAGCGUCGUCUCGACCAGGAAGACGAAGAAGUCGACGUGCUCACCAUCGAGGUCAAGGGAUCAGCUGCAGAGUCUGGUGCCGUGAACGGAGAGCCGGAGUUCAUGAUGCCUGUAAUUUUGGAUAUCGAGAACAGCGACAGCGAGGAUGAGGUGGUCGCAGUCGGCGCUGGUCAGUUUAGACGCCGCAGCCCCGGCGCUGGACGGGAAUGGAUGAACGAUGACGAAGUGGCAGUCAGUGGAGAUGAACGCAGAGCUAACGGCACAGCAGUGCAAAACGGCACGAAGAGACGGCGAGGCUGAACGUCAAGCUACAAAAGCCACACCCAAACAGAGAGCUGCAUGAACAAGGAGCGAAGAGGCACGUUGAAUCCAGCUUCUGGAGCGCCAUGUCGAACAAGUUGUCCACGCACAAUCGAAUAGAUACCCCAAAUACAAUGUAAAAGCAAAACUCCAUACCAUACUACAUCUACUUCUCUGUC
Macroventuria anomochaeta is the source of this 1691-nucleotide messenger RNA. RefSeq names its product WD40 repeat-like protein. The record is from RefSeq and is a predicted model, not a curated record. The transcript is spliced from 3 exons. Gene Ontology annotation, cellular component: Set1C/COMPASS complex. Bases 70 to 1512 code for a protein of 480 amino acids. Lineage: Eukaryota; Fungi; Ascomycota; Dothideomycetes; Pleosporales; Didymellaceae. Gene Ontology annotation, molecular function: protein binding.